GCUGUUUGUGGUGAUUAUGGAGGAAAAGCCCUGUAACUGUGAAAAAUGAGCCCACCAUCAUUGUAAUUUCCUAAUAAUAUGUGCUUGCUCUAAAUGUGUAUCCGUGCACCAGCAAAAUAUUCGUAACCUUUAAAACUACCGUAUACAAACGCUUAUGAAUUUUAGACGAAAUAAAAUCGGCAACUUCCUUCGCACAACAAAAACUGCCACAUUACCGACACUCCCAAUUACGACUCUAGGAGUACUACAUACACAGCCUAGUCAAUAUGGAACCAGGAAUUCCCCUUGCCCCGUGGGAACCGCUCACUAAUUGGUAUGAUACCAAAUUAGAAGACAUCAUACCCCACCAUGGAUUUGUCUUCAAAGAAGGCCACAAGAUCUUCAAAGCCAAGCAAGACUGGGUUCGAGUCAAAUGGGCCAUCGAGGCACCCGCGCCUACCCUCGAAGAAGAAAAGGUCGAUGCCGUACUAGCCGCUAUCAUGAAUGAUGCGAACAUCAUUGCCAAUACCUUUCAGCAAACUUAUUUUGCUUCUAUCGACUACAGCCGCUUCCCUACUGAUGCCAUUCUCGAAUCAGCGCGUAAAGGGCACAACUGGACUGAAAUUGUACCUGAUGGUCGAUUCCCCCUUCUCAUGAAGAAACUGAUCCGCGCACGCACUCUUUACAACCGAAUCACCUGGAUUCUGGGUCGUUCCGAGGCCGAAAAGAGUAAGCAGCAGGGAAAGCUGGCAACAGCUAUCGAUGAGUGGACCAGAACGCGUCCGGUCGACAAUCCCAAACCGUGCUACGCGCGGAUGCCUCAGUACCUCAAAGAUUCAAGGGCGACCACUCAGACGACGACAACCCUGCUGACUACGGUGCGAGCAAGGGCACGAAGAAGAAACCUAAGAAGAUCUUGAGCGAUGAAGACGCGCCCUGGGUGCACACUAAUUACGCGUCUAACUCCAAGUCCGUGCUAGAGUCAAUGGAAGAUGAAGACGACGAGAAUGCGCCAUGGAUUCCUUGGUCCCAAACUAUACGUGCACGCCAGCUAAUACACAACCCUAUGAAAGAGGAGCGUUUGUUGUCGUACCACAUGUGAGCAACAUGAAGGAAUUACGGAGGGUAUUCGGGGUGGACACGGAGCAGGCACGGAAAAGGGGGGAUGAAAUACGGAAUGAAACAAGGUAGUGGGGCCGAUUGUUAGCGUUAAGAAACGGAAGAGGCCGGUAUGUAUUGUGAGCUGGG
Daldinia decipiens is the source of this 1227-nucleotide messenger RNA. RefSeq lists its product as uncharacterized. The transcript is spliced from 2 exons. Bases 267 to 899 code for a protein of 210 amino acids. The record is from RefSeq and is a predicted model, not a curated record. NCBI's taxonomy places the organism in Eukaryota, Fungi, Ascomycota, Sordariomycetes, Xylariales, Hypoxylaceae.